AUGCUAAAGAUCAUAUUUCUAUUUCAUCCUCUAAUCCUUCUAUUUUUUCAUUUAACUUCAACAGAAACAAAUUUUAAUUUCAACGUUACAUAUGAGUCAAAUUUUACGGAUCAAAAUGAAAUCCAUGCAAGAAUAUCACGACGAUUACGUCGUGAACCAGCCGUAUGGGGUGAACCGGCACCGGAUUACACCGGUGUUCAACUGAAUGAUUACAUACAUUUCCUGAACGCUCUCAUUUUUGUUGAUUCAAAGAUUACAAAUCAUUAUGGCUCCGAUAUGGAUAAGGUAAAGAGUGAUGUAAUGAAAUUGAUUCAGGAAGCUAACAAUUAUUUCUAUCAAAUAAAUGUUCGAAUAAUUGUAUUGGAUGUAUUGCAAACAUUUCGUGAUGACCUCAGUUUGUAUUCUUUUGAGGAAUACAGAAAUCACAGAAUAUCACAAUUACCGAAUCAUGAUUUUGCUGCUUUAAUUUCAUAUCGCUAUGCUGGUGGUUUAGCAUUUGUUAAUGGUAUGUGUACCGCAAAGACUGUUAUGUUAUGUGGGUUUUAUCCAAAUAAUCCAACUGCUAUGGGAGGGAUAUUUUUUCAUGAAGUAGCACAUCUUCUUGGUGUACCACAUCGUAAUGCAACUAAUCUCAUUAAUAUACCGAAUUGUUAUUGUCCGGUAACUCAACGUACCACUAAUUCCGGAUGCCUAAAAAUACCAGGUUACGAUCAUGACUGUACGCUCCAACAAAUGGUCAAUAUGCUCGAGAAAAAUCGCUGUCUCAGGCAUGUUAAGGCUACUAAUUUCUUCUUUACGCAGCAUAUAGUUGAAAAGUCGUCAUUGCCGCUUUGCGGUAAUGGUGUUAUCGAAGGUGAAGAGGAAUGUGAUUGCGGAUUGCGCAAAUUGUGCCGCAAUUGGAAUUGUCGCGCCGAUGAAUGUUUACAAAUUGUGAAAACUUGGCAAAUGUACAUUUGCGCUUGGUUAAUUGCUAUGCUUAUUGUCACAGUAAUUAUUUGCUGCGUUAUUCGACGAUAUUUGUCGCAUUGUUGUGGAACAUCAACAAAUUAUAGCUAUGGCGCUUAUUGUUCAUGCAAUCUCUUACAACUUCUUUCAAAUCUUAAAUCAGUAAUCCGUCCAAAAAGUAAACAUUUCUGGUAUCGUACGGGCAGUAACUUCACGCAUUCUUUACGUCAUACUGGUAAUGGUACCAUCGGAACCAAACAACACUUCAUUGGACUACCUAAUAAGUUGGAUUCAAAUAGCAUAGCAAUAUUAAUUGCACCGAGUGAUAAGGAAUGUCUCAUUCGGAAGUCAAUGUCAACACGACCUAAACAACCACCACCACCACCACCAGCACCAGCACCACCAGCACCACCAGUACUACCAUCGCUUUCAUCUAGGAACACUCUUAACAAAGUGCUACCAUCCACUGAUAAUAUACCAUCAUCUCCUCUAAAACAACCACCACCAUUACCAAUAAAACCACCUAAUUUAUCUCUUAAAAUGUUUGUAACAGAUAAUGAUGAUACCUACGAAAUGCCAAAUACCGCAAGAAAAAGAUUAUCUUCACUAAUUCGAUCAAACACAAUGGAUUAUUCGCAAUCAUUGGAUUUUUAUACUGAUCACUAUGAUAGUAUAUCUCGAAAAUUUGAUGAUGAUUUUGAUGAUGAUUUCGAUGAUAACGAAUUUCUUUCUGAAUCAUACAAUCAUGAUAAACAAUAUCAUGAUAAACAACAACAACAACAACAAUCGAUACAUUAUACAGUAAUUGUUCCUACAAAAGAACGUUUACCUAUUCAAGAAAGAAAAGACGUAAAAUCAGUACCAAUGCAUCACUUGGAACACUUAGCUAAAUUAUCUGUACGUGAAGAAUCAUUCUCGUCUAAUGAAUCCAGAAGUCACUUCUAUCCGUCAGAUGACACAAUAAGCACUGGACUAAGCGAAGAAGAUGAACGACUUGUUUCUGUCGUCGAUAUUGUGCGCAAAUUUAAUGGCGCAAAAAGCUAA
Molecule: messenger RNA, 1989 nt
Organism: Brugia malayi
Lineage: Eukaryota; Metazoa; Nematoda; Chromadorea; Rhabditida; Onchocercidae
Exons: 12
Coding region: 1-1989 (662 amino acids)
Biological process (GO): membrane protein ectodomain proteolysis
Molecular function (GO): metalloendopeptidase activity
Source: RefSeq, a predicted model, not a curated record